Molecule: messenger RNA, 1147 nt
Organism: Nipponia nippon (crested ibis)
Lineage: Eukaryota; Metazoa; Chordata; Aves; Pelecaniformes; Threskiornithidae
Gene: DECR1
Product: 2,4-dienoyl-CoA reductase 1
Biological process (GO): fatty acid beta-oxidation
Cellular component (GO): mitochondrion
Molecular function (GO): 2,4-dienoyl-CoA reductase (NADPH) activity
Source: RefSeq, a predicted model, not a curated record
AUGGCGGCGGCGCUGCGGUUGUGGAGGCGCGGUGUCCGUGGCGCUGCGGCGGCUUGCUUCUCUGGCACCGGGCGGUUUUUCAGCUGUGGGCCAAAUAUGCUGCAUCAAGACAGCAAAGCUCCGCAAGCUGCAUUCUUUCCACCUCUUCAAAAAGUGAUGUUGCCACCAAAUACCUUUCAAGGGAAAGUGGCCUUUAUAACUGGUGGAGGUACUGGGAUUGGCAAAGGGAUGACAACAACUUUGUCCAGUUUAGGUGCCAUAUGUGUUAUAGCAAGCCGGAAGCUUGAUGUUUUGAAAGAAGCAGCAGAAGAAAUUUCUUCUAAAACAGGGAAUAAGGUUCAUGCCAUCCAGUGUGAUGUGAGAGAUCCAGUUUCGGUUAAGAACACUGUUGCCGAAAUAAUCCAAGUGGCAGGACAUCCUGAUGUUGUGAUAAACAACGCAGCUGGAAACUUUAUUUCCCCUUCUGAACGACUUUCUGCUAAUGCAUGGAAAACAAUAACUGAUAUUGUGCUUAAUGGUACUGCUUUUGUAACUCUAGAAAUCGGAAAGGAGCUCAUUAAAGUGCAAAAAGGAGCAGCAUUCCUGGCUAUUACAACAAUUUAUGCAGAGAGUGGUUCAGGAUUUGUGUUGCCGAGUGCCUGUGCCAAAGCUGGUGUAGAAGCAAUGAGCAAGUCUCUUGCGGCUGAAUGGGGUAGAUAUGGCAUGAGAUUCAAUGUGAUUCAACCAGGUCCAAUAAAAACGAAGGGUGCUUUUAGCCGCCUUGACCCAACAGGCACGUUUGAGAAGAAAUUUUAUGAGAGGAUUCCCUGUGGCCGUCUGGGAACUGUAGAAGAAAUUGCAAAUCUUGCUGCCUAUUUCUGCAGUGACUAUGCAAGCUGGGUUAAUGGAGCAGUUAUUAGAAUGGACGGUGGAGAAUAUGUUUCGAUGGCAGGAGAAUUCAAUGAUUUGAGGAAGGUUUCCAAAGAGCAGUGGGAUAUGCUGGAAGCAAUGAUUAGGAAAACGAAAGGCUCUUAAAGUAUGUAACGGUAUGGUGGGGAUUUUUGGAAAUGAAGCACUACUUUUUCAUGAAUAUUUAGAAAUAACCAAUUGAGAAAUAGCCUUCAGAAUCUUUUGUAUGCUGAUUUCAACAAAACAUUUUGAAAUUGUC